Cyclocybe aegerita is the source of this 357-nucleotide messenger RNA. The record is from the annotation of a GenBank genome assembly. Lineage: Eukaryota; Fungi; Basidiomycota; Agaricomycetes; Agaricales; Hemipholiotaceae.
AUGCCAGUCAUUCCAGGGCUGGCACUGAACCCAGCCUCAGAUCAAGAUAUCGCCCAAGCCAGGGCUUAUGAGGCCGUGGUCAUAUUUGCGUGCAUGCCUAAUGCUGCUGCUGCACCACCCUGGCUGGUUGCACUCCAGGCCAACAUUCAGGCAAUUCAAGCAAACACCCAGAACAUGGCCACCAACAUCGAUCUCCUCUUGCAGUGCUCAGCUGAGAGCCCAAUCUUGUUGGAAAACAGCAGCAUGGGCAACAAGGAAGCCCUCUAUGACCCGAGACAACCUGGAUGCCAGGUUCAUCUGGCUCCACCACACCCCACCACAAGGGAUGAGCUGCUCAGGUUCACAUGUGAGUGGUGA